Molecule: messenger RNA, 782 nt
Organism: Lynx canadensis (Canada lynx)
Lineage: Eukaryota; Metazoa; Chordata; Mammalia; Carnivora; Felidae
Gene: HSCB
Product: HscB mitochondrial iron-sulfur cluster cochaperone
Exons: 6
Coding region: 28-735 (235 amino acids)
Biological process (GO): protein complex oligomerization; [2Fe-2S] cluster assembly
Cellular component (GO): mitochondrion
Molecular function (GO): protein-folding chaperone binding; ATPase activator activity
Source: RefSeq, a predicted model, not a curated record
GACCGUGGCGAGACAGGCCGCGGCCAGAUGUGGGGCGGCAGGACCGGCGCCUUGCUCCGGGUAUGGGGGCUGUGGCCCGCAGGGGUCCGCGGGCGGAGACCUCUAGGCUGCAAUGCUGCGUCUCUGGCCGGAAACAAUUCCCCCCAGUGUUGGAACUGCGGCGGCCCAGGGGUCCCCAAGCGGGGAGACGGGUUCUUCUGCCCACAGUGCCGCGCGCUGCAGCCACCUGACCUCACUCGAGAUUACUUCAGCCUCAUGGACUGCAACCGUGCCUUCGGAGUGGACACAGCGAAGCUCCAGAAUAGGUACCAGCAGCUACAGCGUCUUGUCCACCCUGAUUUCUUCAGCCAGAGGUCUCAGACUGAAAAAGACUUCUCAGAGAAGCAUGCGACCCUGGUGAAUGAUGCCUAUAAGACCCUCCUGGCCCCGCUGAGCAGGGGACUAUACCUUCUAAAGCUCCAUGGAGUAGAGAUUCCCGAAGGGACAGAUUAUGCAAUGGACCAGCAAUUCCUCAUGGAAAUAAUGGAAAUCAAUGAAAAACUUGCAGAAGCUCAAAGUGAAGCUGCUAUGAAAGAGAUUGAAUCUAUUGUCAGAGCUAAACAGAAGGAAUUGAGUGACAAUGUGAGCAAAGCUUUUGAACAAGAUGAUUUUGAAAAAGCCAAGGAAAUUUUAACAAAGAUGAGAUACUUUUCAAAUGUAGAAGAAAAGAUCAAGUUAAAGAAGAUACCUCUCUAAUGAUUACUAGUUUAAAAGUUUUAAAAAUAAAGUUCUUAUAUAUUUCU